AUGCCCAGUAAAGGGGUCCAAGUCUUCACUUACAUCGGUGUACCCGAUAUCUCCAUUGAGCUCUCGGUCCCCAAACAAACCAUCACCCGACGAGACCAAGGCUUCUGGAGUGGCUCCCUCGAAGUCGAAGCCCGCAACAUCGAUAGUUUCUUCAACAAAAAAGGUCGCUUCACCUUCAAAGUCUUCCACCGCGGCAACCAAAUCACAGAACAAUGGAUCGACGUCAACGCCCUAACCGGCAACGCCAGCGGCGGCACAAUGGAAUCCAUAGCCGAAACACCCUCCAUCUUCCACGACAACUUCAUCAUCUCCUACGGCCUCUACGAAGCCGGGCCCGGUCAUGACCCCCUUCCCAACCAACACCAAUGCUACGUGACCGUGACCCAAAACUACACCAACUGGAUCACCAACCUCGCCCCCCCAGGCUCAGAUUUUGAAAAGAAACCCUUCCACCGCCUCGUCCUCCCCUCCGCUCACGACGUGGGCAUGAACAGCAUGGAAUCCAGCGCCGCCCUCCUCCGCAAAGUAGGCGGCGCCGUCGUCUCAACAAUGCUCACCCGCACCGACGACAAGAUCUGCCGGGUGGUCGACAAGCUCUCGGGGUACCCCAUCGAGCUCAUAGCCCCCAAUAUCAUCUACAGCCUCUCCAUCACGCAAAAAGACUCGUUGGAAUCCAUGCUCCGGAUCGGAGCGCGGUACUUUGAGUUUCGUCCCGCCAGACUCCACAGCAGCAUCCGUGGCCGGGACGCGUUGCCGGACAAGCUGUAUUUUAUGCACAGCGCCAUCCCAGGUAUGGGGUAUGACACUUUCCUGGAAGGCAUCGUCAAGUUCCUCCGUGCCAACAAGAAUGAAAUAAUCGUGGUGCAACUCCGGUGGGAUGGCGUCCCGUCUGACUGUGCCCAUCCUUCCAGCGAGGAGAAGAAGCAGUAUCUUGAGAAGGCGAUCCGUGAUCAUGCCGGGGGUGAGAUCAACGUGGGCAAUCUGGAUGACAUGAAACACCGGACUAUUUCUGAGUUGAGGAGGGAUAAGAAGAGGUUGCUUAUGCUUGAUAGUGUGGAUACUUUGUCGACUUAUACUGAAGAUGGAAAUGCCACGAUCAACGGGCAGAGUAUUGUGGAUGCUUUCCCGCGGGUGUUGGAGGAUAGGGGGGCGCAGAGGAGGGCUGGGUUUGUGUUGAUCCAGUGUCAGGCUACGGCGACUAAUAUCCAGAAGGCGCUGUUGCAUUCGAUAAAGGAUGCGGGGGUGACGACGAGUGUGUUGUUGGCGACGAAGGGGUUGUGCGAUCAUAAGACGCUGCCGUGGUGUAGGGAUAAUGUGGUGGAUCGGUGUGAGCUGGGGAAGACGGUGGUGUUGAUGAAUGAUUGGCUUGAUGGGGCGACGGUGGAUGUGGCGGUUGGGCUGAGUAGGAGGAGGUUGGCAAAAUGA
This is a messenger RNA of Podospora pseudocomata, 1425 nucleotides long. RefSeq lists its product as uncharacterized. The transcript has a single exon. Gene Ontology annotation, biological process: lipid metabolic process. NCBI's taxonomy places the organism in Eukaryota, Fungi, Ascomycota, Sordariomycetes, Sordariales, Podosporaceae. The record is from RefSeq and is a predicted model, not a curated record. The coding region runs from base 1 to 1425 and encodes 474 amino acids. Gene Ontology annotation, molecular function: phosphoric diester hydrolase activity.